AUGCGGCUUGACAACGGGCAUCCCAACUUUGCACCUUUCACUACUACGCCCUCCGUUCUCCUUCUCUCUCUCCUCAACACCUCUUCGAUCUCCUUUAUUCCCUGUCCUCCUGUUUGUAGCCUUCGUCUCUUUUGCCUAUCUCUUAGCUUACUCUUCUUCUCACCCAUCGUACAGGAACCAUUCGUUGUCGCUCGUUCUCUCUCAACUCCCUCGGAUUCACCAGGUUUCACCAUACGAGGGCUUGCAGAUGUGCCUUUAAUGUUGGUAUGGCAACGCAAGGGCCACGAACACGCGUCUGAUUAG
This is a messenger RNA of Mesocestoides corti, 303 nucleotides long. NCBI's taxonomy places the organism in Eukaryota, Metazoa, Platyhelminthes, Cestoda, Cyclophyllidea, Mesocestoididae. The record is from the annotation of a GenBank genome assembly.